Pseudo-nitzschia multistriata is the source of this 2623-nucleotide messenger RNA. Lineage: Eukaryota; Bacillariophyta; Bacillariophyceae; Bacillariales; Bacillariaceae. The record is from the annotation of a GenBank genome assembly.
CAUUACCUGAUGAGGAGGAUAAUAUAUCUUGAAGGCAAGUGGGAAUGGGUACCGUAGUAUCAUUGAAGACAAAUUAAUGCCGAUCAAUAAUUAUCGAAGUAUCCCGAACAUCCAAGAAUAAAUAGAACGCAAUCCAACUCCUCACGGAAAAGAUUGAUUUCAUCACCCAGUCCGUUUAAAAGAUCUUUUCAGCAAUUCAUUUCCUUUCUGAAGCUUCGAACAAGUAACGCACCUGGUACGCACCGUGCGAUACGUCUGAAUUGCAUACAGGUGCACCGUCUGGUUUUGCGAGACGAGUUGGUCUUGCCUUGACUUGUUCCGCGGGAUUCCAAUUGAAAAAACGGAAAAGAGCUGCGACUACAGCUACAUUUAAAGCAUGCCGGGACCAAAGAUGGGGCCGCGCCCCCAUGAUUUCGACGAGGAUCUCGUCCGCAGAAGCCCGACCUUUCGCAAAUGGGAAGCCUUGUCGGAAGGUUCCAAGCUACGAUACGCCUGUCGGGAAUUCGUCAAAGGUCACAACGAGGACGAGGAACGAUUGAUGCGACGGAUAAUGAUUGCCCGUAGAAACAAUGUCCGGGAUCACCAGGCACUCAAAUGGGCGAGGAUAAUGCAAUCAUCAUCGGAAACACCGACGAAUGCGGCAGCAGGAAAGUUGGCCGCGGCCAACAAUAAACAGGAACCUGCGUCAUCGAACCUGCAGAACGAUUCAGAAGCAACUGCCGUUGCCGAAACAAAAGCUGAAAAAAUAGACAAAAAGGAAGAAAUCAACGGGGACAACAACGUAACUGACAACAAUGCUAGCAGCAGUCGCGUCGAAACUGAAGCAAUAAUAUUACGAACAUCCCAUCUGCUGCAACACAAACUUGGUCCACCACCAGGACGUCGGACGAGGAGACCGACCACACUCAUGUCGGACGAAACGAUCAAGGAAGAGAUGGACGUUCCUGCAGUAGAAGCGACGAGGUCCUAUAAAACGUGGCUCUCGUUACCUGACGGAGCAGAAUUUCUCUACAACCAGAAGUACGUAAAGGGGCACGAAAGUCACGAUUGGUUGCUCAAAAAGAAUAUCUGGAGGAGGAUGCGAUAUAGACGAGAAAACAAGAAGAUGGUGGAAGAGAUGCUCUCACGGGAACGAGGGAAUCAACCAGUAUCAAUGGUCCAAUUGCAACAACAAGAGCAAUCACAGAGGAAAAGGAAACACGAAAUCGCUUUAUCAGGAAACAAUGGCAACGGAACUAGUGCUUCUGGGGUUGUAGAUGGCGCCAGAGCCGAUGCAUCUUUGACACGGUCAGUGGGAGAGGAUACAACAACGAAUGAAACGAAUCGGCAAGAAGUUGUGGCCUCUACCGCUUCCGAGAUCGUGGAUCACGCUUUGUUGUCGACCACUACAGGAGUUGUGAGUGCUUCUGCAACUACCGCUGCUCCCCAGGCCAUGGUACGAAACACAAACACAACAGCCUCCGAAAACAACAACGCACUACCGAUGGGGGCAAGUCGCCAGCAGCAGCAGCAACARCAACAACAACAACAACAACACCAAGGCACUUCCCCCCAUUCUCUUCACCACCACGAUCCGGCCGAAAGUGCCGCGGCCUUUGCCGCUUCGAUCGCUCUUGCGGGAAGCGUGGUCGGCGUCAACGGAAUCGGAAUCGGGGCCCACGGGGACCUGGCUUCCCACCAGGUCACCGAUUCGGCUGCCGUGGAAGCCGCGGUGGCCGCGGCUCUUGCCGCUACCGAUGCCAAGAGCAAUGCCUACCACCACCACCACCACGCCGGAGACCUGGUGGGUCCGAACCACAUCCUCCACGGCACGGGCGAUCCCAUGGAAGCGGGUGCUUCGGCAGCGAACGGAAGCAUGCCCGUGGGGGCGGGCCUGCCCCCGGCGGCCGUCGGAUCGCCCCGGGCGUCGGCGCCCGCGGCGGCCCCGGCCCGGGGGGACGUCGGGCUGGGACUGGCCCUGGAUGCCGCGGCAAAGCUGGCCGCCGCGGCGGCGGCCGGGGGCGACGUGGUCCUGGCGGCCACGACGGCGGUUUCCACCGGUGGACCGGUCGGAAGCACCGCGAAGCAGGGGGCCUGAACAGGAAUGCGGGGUUUGGUGGGGCGCACGGCGAAGCAAAGCACGGCACGGGCCGUACGGCAGAAGCGCCGAUCGAUUCGGUAUUGCGGGGCGGCGGUGUGGCAAGGAUGGAUUCUUGGAGCCCAGAGGGAUGGCGGAGCUGCAAGCCUUCUUGUUGGUCGGCGCACCGGGUUGCAACGUUUUGUUGCCUAUUUAUGGAUGGAUGGAUGGAUGGAUCACGCCAGGACACAUACCAUUUUUCGUUUGCUUUGCAAGGGUUCCAAACACGCGCCAAAAAAAAAACAAUCCUAGUACGGUACGGUAUAGGACCGAACGAGUUUGGUCUCGAAACGUGUUGGCACAGAAGGACGACGCCUCGACUCGGGGUGCGGCCGCAAUCGUUUCCCCGCCUUCUCGACCACCCGGUUUGGUUUGGUUUGCGUUCGAUCGAUGGCACUCGGGUCGGAAGGUGUCGUUCCGGACUCGGAGAUCGACCCCGAAGCGUCCUACUGCGGUGCCCUCGAGGCUGGGUCCGUCUGCCAUUCCGAAUCAAAACGCCACGACGUU